Messenger RNA from Parasteatoda tepidariorum (common house spider), 2946 nucleotides. Its product is annotated as F-box/LRR-repeat protein 6. Gene Ontology annotation, molecular function: protein binding. The record is from RefSeq and is a predicted model, not a curated record. Lineage: Eukaryota; Metazoa; Arthropoda; Arachnida; Araneae; Theridiidae. Gene Ontology annotation, biological process: SCF-dependent proteasomal ubiquitin-dependent protein catabolic process. Gene Ontology annotation, cellular component: SCF ubiquitin ligase complex.
GAGACAGUGAAACGGGUUUUCAAUUUGACAGCUUUGAAUUAUUACCCUCGCGGAGGGAGGCUGGAGGUGCACUAUAUUUUUGUUUCCACACUUACUGUAGGCUAGAACGGGAAAGAGCGGGCCUCUAUAUUUUGGUGGCCAAGCAACAGACAAACGCAAGCUACACUACUUUAUGCAUUACCUAAAAUCUAUCCGCAUACUAUAAUCACCCACUUAUCUCGCCACCCUGGACAUAAGCGAGCUAUAAGCUGAAAACUGCAUAAAGCUCCAAAACAGAACGCCAACAAUCAUCAUCAUCAUCUUCUUCUCACCUAAUAAUACAUUGAAUAUAUUCAAUUUAUAAAAUUAAGUUGAGUCAAAUUUAUAAAAUUUGAGUUGAAAUAUUUCAAAAUUAUGAUACUCUUGCAGGAUUUCUUUACUUGACCAUUUUCUAUGUUAGGUUUGUAUAAACGAAUUUCGUUAUAUCAUUAGAUUAUUCAAAGUGAUCGAAAAUGGUAAAUAUUAUAGAUUUUCCUAAAGAAAUAAUGGAUAAAAUUUUUGCUUAUUAUAUUGCUACUGAAAAGCAAAGUAAUUUUUAUUUAUGCAUCUCUAAAGUUUGUGAGGAAUGGAAUAGCAUUUGUAAAGACUACAUCUUUUGGCGAAAAUUUGAUGGUUCGUUGUCAGAAGAUUAUUUAUAUCAACUUUGUAAAAGUGGUUAUUUGUCGAAAACAGAAGAACUCGUAUAUAGUUUAUCCAAAAAGAAAUUCUCUGCAGAAGCAUUAACCAUUUUUCAAUACCUGCCAAACUUAAAGAGAAUUGAUUUCUCAAAAGUGCGUCAUUUGGAUGAAUCAACUAUUACAUACGUUGCAAUACAUUGUAAAAUGUUGCGUGAAAUAAAAUUUUCUCAAGAAGAUUACAGUUUCGAACUUCAGAAAUUAGGUUACAACAUUAAAAAGCGACAUGACAUGAUAUUUCAAAUGUAUAAAAUUUCUCCUGAAAUGUUAAAUGAUUUUCUGACAAUCCGGGGUCAGAAUAUGAUAGUUAUUGACUUAUCACAUUCCGAAAUUGCAUCAUUUACCAAACUGUUAGUUUUAAUUGCAGAUUGUUGCCAUAAUCUUGAAAAACUCUUUAUUGAAAACAUCAAACAUGCUGGAAAAUCUACAUUUCCUAUUGAUGUUGUUCAGAAAAACUGUAGGAAGAUAAAAGAUCUACGGUUAAGUUUUCCUGUUACUUUUUCCCAACAUCAGAUAAAAUCCCUUUCAGGUUUUCCUCAUCUGGAAACAUUUUCUCUUCCAAAUAAUGCAGAAGGUAGUUUCACAGACAAAGAUUUAAACAAUAUUUUAUUUGAUUCCCAAAGUUUAAAAACUUUAGAUAUAAGAGGUUGUAAAUCUAUCUCUAUUUAUGGUGUAUUAUCUCUGCCUGCCACCCAGUUAGAAAAUUUAUAUUUAUCUGGAACUCAACUUCACUUAACUUUAAGGUUGAGGGAUAUAUUGACUACACGGGUCAAAAGCCUUCGUACUCUUGAUGUUUCAAGAACAAGUUCAGACUCCAUUAACCAAGUUUUAAGUUCACUUGUUUUAGAAGAUAGAAUGGUUGAAUUAGAAUAUUUAGAUGUAAGUAACACAAGAAUAAAUGAAAAGACAGUGUGUAUUAUAUUAGAAAAUUGUAAUAAGCUUACAUCCUUGAACUUGACUUCCUGUCGUAGUAUGGGACGGGGUUUUAAUCAAAAUUAUCUUGGUAGAGCUAAAAUUAAAAAGUUGCAUAGAGAUUUGAUUUUACUUAACUCAAUUGAUCCAUUUGAUUGACAACUUUUAAAAUGAAUUUUUUUUAAUCCAACAUUUUGUAAAAUUUUUAAUUAUUUUUAGGUUAUCAUUUUUCAAAACUUUUCCAGUUUCUUAUGGAUAUAAUAUUAAAUUAUUAAACAGAUAUAAUUUCCUGUUUUCAAAAUUUAUGUAAUUGAUGAUUUAAACAAGUUAUGUCAGCAGUUUUUGCAUUUGAUGCAGUUAUUUAAACAGAAAUCUUUUUUUCAUAAAAAACAUGUUGAUGUUUGCCUGGGGGUGACUAGGAGUUGGUCCCUUUUCAGGAUGUUUUUUUUUUUUUUUAGUUUCUCAUGGAUCAUUGUUCGGAAAUUACCAAGACUUGGCAAUUAUUCUGCUACAGAUCACACUACAGAAAUCUCCUAUUUUUAGUAGUCUAAUUGAAUCCAACGCUGUUACAACAUGAUAUAGUUGUUUCUUUUUAAGAAUUAAUGUUUUCCUUUAUCAAAACAAGUUGCCAAGUAUUGAAUUCCAGUAAAGCCAUAAAACUGUAGCCUUUUUUUAAUAUUUCUCUGAUUUAUAUCCUAAAAGAUAGCACAAAUUAAACUUCUGCCUGACGCGUUUAACUCAAAAGUUUUCAUGUUUUAGCAUGGAAGCAUAUUUGUAUAAUUUGAUAACAAAUUGAAACAGAACUAUAUUCAGUCGCAGAUGAUUACUUAAAUCCUAUACUGCAAUGGUCUUUUCUUAAUAUGCAAUGGAGUAUAAAAUUGUGUCAAUUCUGAUAUUUACAAUUUUUCUUUGUUAUUUUCAGCAGGAUUAACAAUUUUUUGAAUUUUGUUACUUUUUGGUUGUAAUCUUGGAUAAAAACAAAAUAACCAAUUUUUUAUCAAAUUACUUUACUUGUGUGUAGCUUUGUUAAAUAAACUAAUUAAAGUAUUUUAUUUAAAUAAAUAUAGUGACAAAUUUACCAAACAAUUUAUGGUUCUAAUGCUGUAACAGAUUCAUCUGAUGUUUGAAAUUAGAUUUUUCAAAUUAGAGUUGUUAUUUUUUUUAUUAUUUGUUUUCAAUUUUGGAAAUUUUCUUUUUAACUAAUUAUAUGAAUGAAAGAUUACAUUAUGCUACAAAUACUGAACUCGUGCUGAUUAAAAAACCAGUAGAACAAUAUAGUGGCAAUGAAAUGCUGGUACCAGAAGCAAGCAAAAGAGCAGAG